Messenger RNA from Brassica napus (rape), 2218 nucleotides. Its product is annotated as telomere repeat-binding protein 4-like. Bases 275 to 1909 code for a protein of 544 amino acids. Gene Ontology annotation, molecular function: protein binding. NCBI's taxonomy places the organism in Eukaryota, Viridiplantae, Streptophyta, Magnoliopsida, Brassicales, Brassicaceae. The record is from RefSeq and is a predicted model, not a curated record. The transcript has 9 exons.
AAACUGAGGGGGUUUAAGCCUUUGGUUCUGGUGUGGUUUUCUUUUCAAAGGGUUUUAUGUCUUCUUCUUCUUCCUUAUUUCUUUUCUAGAACACAGAGAGAGAGAGAACAAAUCCUAAAAUCUUCAAAUUCUUUCUAUAUUUCAUUUUAAUUUUCUUUCCCAUUGUAUAACAAUUGUUCUGAAACCAGAUUUUUACUGGGCGAUUUAGAGAUUUUAGCAGACUGCGUGAUCUAUAAUUAACUGGCUCGAGGAUUAGGUUGCUUUCUUACGUAUAAUGGUGAUCAAGAGGAGGUUCAGUCAUGUCUUUGAUUUCUCCAGUAUUCCCAAGGCUCCUCGUUCCACCAGGAGGAAGGUAUUAUCAAGCAAGAACGAUGGUGUUGUUGAUGAUAUUCGGACCACUGCAAUCGAUCUGCUCGCUUCUCUAGCUGGGAAGCUGCUAGAAGAGAGCGAAAGCUCCUCAACUUCUUCCACCAAUGCCUUUGUAGAGGGAAAGGGAAACAUCAUCAAGCAAGAAGACGUUGAAGAUGAUGAUGUCAAGCCUUGUGAAUCCGAGCUUGCGUCAAAGUCCCCUCCUAGUGAUAUUACCAGUGAGACUCCUUUGGAGCAGACACGUGUUUCUGAUUGUGAGAGAGGUCUUGGCUUGAAGCCGUGUUACAAGAAAGAGGAUUGUGAUGACAUCACUGAGGAGACAGGUGUUGACAUUGAAAAAAGAGAAGUAAAAACGCCACCUGGCACGGAUGGUGUCCUCAACCAGUCUAAGUUAGUUUGCAGAGAUGAUGAUGAAAACUAUUGUAAGUACAAUAGAUUUAGUGACAGAUGUAGGAGGUUUAAUAGGCCUUUGACACGUGUUGGACAUCGGAGGAUGAUGACAAAGUACGGGAGAGCAGUCCCUAGAGACACUAGAACAGAUGGCUGUUUACUGUACCGCAAGAGAAAGUUGUGUAAUGGUUAUAACCCAUGGAAGCAUGAGACGGUUCAGAGGAAGAGAAGAUUGUCUGAUGGAGGACUCAGUAGUGAAAGUGUUACCAAUUCGCCUCAGAAGGGAGAAUCAGUAAAGUUGAGCAUCAAGUCCUUUAGGAUUCCGGAGCUCUUUAUUGAAGUUCCGGAUACAGCAACAGUAGGCUCACUGAAGAGGACGGUGAUGGAGGCUGUAGCUGCUUUACUCGGUGAUGGAAUACGUAUAGGGGUGUUAGUCCAAGGGAAGAAGAUUAGAGAUGACAGUAACACUCUAUCUCAGACUGGUCUUUCAUGUAGAGAGAAUCUAAGCAACCUUGGCUUCACCUUGGAGCCUGGUCAUGUACCUCUUUGCUCUGAAAGCCAUGUCAUCUCUACCCCAACUGAUUCUACAAAUUUAUCUGAAAGGUCCUUAGAUUCUAGAAUCCCUUUCCAUCUCCAAGAUGCAGAUCACGUGAUUAGUUCGGAAAAUUGUGUGGAGAAUAACCAGGAGUUAGUUCCAUAUCAGAGUGACAUAUCAGCUGAUGAACCUUCUUCAGAUUCAAGAGCGCUGGUUCUAGUUUCAGCCUUGGAACCGGAGGCUCUUGCAAUUGUCCCACUUAACGAGAAAUCUAAACGUACAGAGCUUUCACAGCGCAGAACCAGGAGACCUUUCUCUGUUACAGAGGUGGAAGCUCUAGUAGCAGCAGUAGAGGAGCUUGGUACUGGAAGAUGGCGUGAUGUGAAAUUACGUUCUUUUGAUGAUGCGAGUCAUCGAACCUACGUGGACUUGAAGGACAAAUGGAAAACCUUGGUUCACACGGCAAGUAUAUCACCACAGCAACGAAGAGGAGAGCCAGUGCCUCAAGAACUGCUAGAUAGAGUCUUGGCAGCACAUAGGUGUUGGUCACAGCACCAGCUGAAACAGAACGGGAAACUUCAAGCGGCUGCAACAAUGGUGGGUUCGUCCAUGUAAAGAUGGAGAAAGGGAAUGACAGUAACUUUCACUUGAAGACUGAGGAAGCAAUGUGGGGCAAACUGUACAAAGGCUAAACAACAACAGAAGCAUACUUUUAUUUUUCAUUUUCUUUCCAACUUUGAGAUUUUUUAAAUCAUAGCUGGCAGAACACAAAGAUGUACUUUGGUUACUUUUAUGUUACAUCCGUUCAUUUCAGUUUCUAAUUGAUUUGAAUUUGUAAAUGGUAUUGGUGAUAGAAUGUCCAUGAAGACAUUCUUUUAUUUUAAUUUUUGUAAAUUGACAUGUAAUUUUAGACAAAUUCUUUUA